Molecule: messenger RNA, 4328 nt
Organism: Onychostruthus taczanowskii (white-rumped snowfinch)
Lineage: Eukaryota; Metazoa; Chordata; Aves; Passeriformes; Passeridae
Product: kelch-like protein 24
Exons: 3
Coding region: 34-1680 (548 amino acids)
Molecular function (GO): protein binding
Source: RefSeq, a predicted model, not a curated record
GAGUUAAAAUUAACUGCCUGGCAGUCUACAAGGAUGGAGCCUGCACAAGAGCCACAGGAGCUGGGACCUCAGGCAGAAAUGACUGCAGACACAAUUCUUGAGGUUGGAGAGAGACUCUUCCAGGUCAGCCGUAGGGUGCUUUCAGUGCACAGUCGAUAUUUUGAAGCCAUGUUUUUUGGAGGAGCAAGAGAGAGCUCUGAACAGCACAUAGUGAUCAAAGGGAUCGAUGCAGUGCCAUUUCAGGCACUACUUGAGUUCACUCGCACAGCCCAAGUGCUCAUAGGUCAAGAAAAUGUGACCAGCUUACUGGAAACAGCUGAUUUUUUUCAGUUUGACAGGGUGAAAAUGCUGUGUGAGAAAUUUCUGGAGAGAGAACUGCAUGUUUCAAACUGCCUGGGCCUGAUGACCUACUCACAGCAAUUUGCCUUUACAGAGUUGUAUGUGUCUGCUAUGAAUGUGGCUCUCACUCACUGGGGGGAUGUGAUAUGCCAGGAAGAAUUUAAGGCAUUACCCAAGGAAAUGCUGGUGCAACUCCUGAAGAGUGAUGACCUCUUCAUUUCAAGAGAGGAUGUGGUUUUUGACAGUAUUAUGAUUUGGAUAAUGGAGGACCCAGCAACAAGAGAGGAAGAAUUUCUGGAUUUGGUGGGCGAAGUCAGGGUCACUUUUCUGAGUUUGUCCUUCCUUGAUAUCUUGGUGAAACGCAGCAAGCGUGCUGGAGAGACAGAUAUCUUUUCCAGGCUAAUAAAGAAGUUAGACAGCUGUCCUCCACCCAGUUGGCAAAAUCCGAAACUGUGUCCUUAUGCUGGCCGGAGCUAUGACACCUUAUAUGUCCUGGGAGGAAAGCAUGACAAGGAACAGCAAGAAUUAUUUCUCUUUCAACCUAAAACAGGGACCUGGCAGGCUUGUUCUCCACUGCAGCGCAGGAACCUCACCCAGUAUGCAGUGGCAGCAGUAGGGAGCUUCCUUUUUGUGACAGGAGGAUAUUUCCGGGAUGAAUUUGUAUGGUACAGUGUGGAUUGGGUACUCAUCUACAACUGCUUGGACAAUUGCUGGCUGGAAGGGCCAGCCAUGAAAAAGUCCCGCAAUAGCCACUGUGCAGUUGGAGUAGGGCUCUACUUGUAUGUUCUCGGAGGGAGCACAGAUGAAGGGAUAAUCCCAGCAGUGGAGCGCAUGGCUUUGAUGGAGUCAGAGUGGGAAAGCAUGAGUCCUAUGGCUCAGCCUGUGGAGAGGGGCGACGCGGUCAGUGUGGGAACCAGGAUCUAUGUGGUCUGUGGCCUGGAUGAGAAUGGACACGUGUAUGAUGGAGUGCAAAGGCUGAACACAGAGACAGACAGCUGGGAUGUCAUCUCGUUCUCCCCUCUUCCAAGGUAUGACCUCUGCAUCACGUCCCUGAAUGGGGCUCUGUACACUGUAGGAGGGGAAGCUUUUCGAUUUGAUGUGGAGACAGAUGAAUGGACCCAGGUGAAUGAGGAAUGCUUGACCCAGAAGUUCUUCAUGGGAUGCAGCACCGUGAAUGGACAAAUUUAUCUCCUUGGACAGAGGAAGGGAAACAGUGCUCUCCCCAUUGUGGUUCUCUUUGAUCCCUACACUGAUGUGUGCCAGGUCAUAGAUAACAAACUCCCUUGCCCCCUUCCUGUUCAUGGCUGUGUCUCUGUGCGAAGAUUUGAUACGUGGGCAUAAGAGUGGAAGAUCAUGUGCUUUACAGCUGAAGGGAGUUAGAUUGCAUCAAUUUGGCCUGUGACAUUUAAAAAAUUUUGCUCCUUUGUAAUUUUACCUUUUUUUUUCUACUUGACAAAUGAACUUGAAGCAAAAGCCAGUGCAAACUUUGUGUGCAUAAAGGCUGCAGGUCAUUAUUGAAAAUAGUGAUUGAUAUUGUUAUGGUAUAUAAACUCCUUAGGGUUGAUGCUCAGUAAAGGGCUGUUCUGACCUUUAACCUUUGUCUCUCUGUCCUUUGAACAGCUGGAAAAUCACUGCCUCAUUGUUAGACAAUAUCACAGGACUUAAAUAAUCAAAUGAGUGUCAAGGAAAUCUUCAGCAGGAUUAUAACCCAUAGUACUGUAGACAGAGCAAAACCCAAACAGCAUUGCUGUCAAGCCAUACUUAAUAUCAGUACCAUUUUAACCUGAAAUAAGCAAGUUUCACAGGUUAAUUAUGGCUAAAAUUAUCUUUAUUCAAGGCCGAAGAGCACCACAGAAAGAGGGCGACUCUUCUGGAUUUAUGGAUUCAGGUAUGUGCACAUUUGCACAAUGAGUCUUAAGAAUCUGGCUUCAGUUUCCUUAGUCGUCUUUGGGUUCACGGCUGCAGAGACUCAGAAUAAAAAUGCCCAUCCCAAAGCACUGAAACGAGGGUGCAAGGAGCAGGGUCCUGCACAUGGCUGUAAUUAAAGACUGUUUAGGAGGAAGAGCAUGUCCUGGGCAGAACUAUGGCCUUAUGGCAGUACGGAUUGAUCUCCAAGGGCACUCAGGCCUCCCAAGUGUGGAGUGGGAGGGAGUGACUGCCCCGCUGGCACAAAGGAAGCGAGCUGGGAGGCUGCACUGCAAGCAUUGCUGUCAUCUGUGCUGUCAGCCUGUUCUCUGAUGUGACACAGCAAGAGAGCUCCUGAGCUGAAUGAUUAACAUCUCCAGAGAAGGGGAGAGGCCUUAAAAACUGAGAGGUGUUGGUGAAAAGCAACCCUGCCACUGUGACAGCUCUGUCAGGACAGCAAGCCAGCAGACAUGGAGCCCUCUAGGUCUGGUUUGGCUUCCUCUCCUUGCCAGCUCCCCACCAGAGCUGGGAGUCCCAUGAUGGGGCUGCAGCAGCCAAGCCUGGGCCUGUUCUCUGGGCCCAGAGGCCCUUGUGCCCUGGAGACUGUGUAAGUCUUUUGAAUUAUGAAAUUCUCAUGUAUCAUUUGGGGCUUUAAAAGAAAGCAUCAUACUUGAUGGGACAAGGUACAUUAAUUCAUGGGCGAACCCUUACCCAGGGAUCCCAGUGAAGGGUCUUUCACCUCACCUAGGGGCAGCUAGUGGGGGUGAGGUGACAUCCUGCUCAAGGCUGAUGUUCCACAGAGAGAGGGUGGCUGCCUGCCUUCCAGCAUUGCAGCCUGGAGACCCAAAUUCCAGAGUCCUUCAAGGGAAAGCUGGUUCAGCGUUUGAGUUAUGUGAUGUCAGGUUGCCAGCAAGGUUCAAAGAUUUUCCUACUGACAUAUGAUCUGCUAGUGUAAAAAGAUUUCAUACAAAGUGUACAUAAAACAGACCCCUUUUUUGUGUAAUUAAUUUUUUACAUUUACUUAAAAUUUUUUGUUGUACUAUAAUUCUGAAAAUUAGAACUUAUGCAAGAAAUUACAAGGUGAAGCAUCAUCCAAUUCCUAAACUGUCCAGGUAAAAUGAUAGUGUUGUAAUGCUCCUACUUUGCAAUUUUAAAAAUGAAAUCUCAACAAAAUUAAUACAUCCAUAUAGAAAGCUUCCAUUUAUUAUGUAUAAUUUCUGGUGGAAGAGUGUGCAUUUGGAAGAAUUCAGUUCCUUUCAAUUUUAGGAGACUUUUCCCUGAGUGGACAUUCAGUAAGCAAAAUCUUUUAGACAUUAGAGCUAUUUUGAAUAAUUCAUACAGCAAAUACAGCUUGUAUCAUUUGGCCAGGCCUUAGCUGCAGAAAUGGUUUAUCCCAGAGCCUGACCAUUUUAUACUUCCCAAGUGAAAGCUUAUUUGCCAUUUAAACCAGUGCCUGUCACAUGCAAGUCCUUUCAUGGGGUGGCUGGCAAUGAAUGCCACUGUCUUUUGAAACUGCAGAUUGGUUAAAUCUUCCCCAUUUUAGUUUAUUAUCUCAUGAACCUUUUGGGAAGGCUUUGAGAUAAUCACAGAUAGAAGUCAUAACUUCAGCAGCUUGUUCCACCCAUCGUCUCUUUAUACAGUGGGUCUUUAGCUGGUAUACUCUUUUCUUCCUGGGUUAAUGAUUAUAGAGUAGUAAUAAAAGAAUAAUGCUAACAAAAUAAUUCUAGGAAACAGCUCCUGAAGUGACUUAACUGCCUAUAGAUGUGAUGAAAUCACCACCUAGGCCUCAGGCACACUGCAGUGGAGCCCUGUCCAGCCUCUCCCCCAGCUCCUGUUCAGCCUUCCUGCAUUCCAAAGACUGCCUGGAUCCUGGUGUUUUGCAGCAAGCCCUGUGUUUUUCUUUGUUCUUUGCCAGAUCCUCUCCUUGCUCUUGUCACUCUCUUUGGUGUCACUUCUGACAUCUUGUCUAUUCUGAAGAAAAGAAAGUUUAAAUUGUAUUUGAGAAGACUAGUCCUCUAUUCAUUCACAGUUCUCGGGGCUUAACCUAUCUAAAAUAAAAGUAAGAGGGUGAUCAUGUUAUUAAA